CAUGGCUACGUGUAGCAAUCUUGUCAUAACAUAGCGGUGUAGCAUGUUCUACAUAAAUUCUGAUCGAUUUUUGAAUCAAGACAGGCUACUGAUAGAUACGUUGAUGUUGUAUGUAUUUCAACAGCCUCGCUUUAACGUCAGCAUUUUGCACAUUCUACACUCAUUAUAAUGAUCUUGUUUGAAAAUACAAGCUAUCACUGGGUCAAAUGGUGUUUGACGUGUUUCAUGCCAAAUGGGAGGCCGUUCUUUACAUUUCGGUUACUCCGUUUACCUCAUUAUUAUCAAGAUAUAGGGAUCAUGACGAACUGACCUGUCAACUGGGAAUGCUUACUCUUCCUAGUUACCUGAUCCCACCUCUGGUAUCUCCACGGGUGCUUGUUUGUUCUUCUCUUAAUUUUUUAAUCUUUAUGUGAUUUGUGAUAUUGAUCACUGUUACAUAUCUGCACUUGUUCAUUAUGAUGUUGAUUAAUUAAAUAAUUAAUAGAUAAUUCAGACUAUAGGGCAGUACUUGUAAUGUUUUGUAUGGCGCUAUUGGAUGACAUCACUUUAAUUAUACUCCUUUUCCUGUUUGAUGCUUUGUUAUCAGAUUUAUCACACAGUGCCGAUAUUAUAUUAUCUCUUAAAACCUUGAUAUUACUUUAAAAGAGUUGUUUGUGCUAUGAUUAAGCCAUGGUCGUGUUUGUAAAGGUCAUUCUUUUAUGUUCUUCAACACUUCUGUCAUGGACUUUGGAGGGGGAAAAUGUUUGUAAAAGAACCGUAUCUAAAAGUGGCAAGAUUGUGUUGCAGAAGGAGUGUUGCUCCGGAUUUAUGGAAAACAAUAAUAAGUAUAUAGAAUGCUUGCCUGGAUUUCAUAGAACAAAUUGCAACAUUAAAUGUCCACCGGGGUAUUACGGCUCAGGGUGUCUGGGAUCAUGUCAGUGUGAUGAUGAUACAGAAUACUGCCAUCAUGUGUGUGUGGUUGUGUCGUACAAACACCUGUACCAGACAGCAGUAGAACAGAUCUCAACAGUUCGGACCCAGUACCGACAAAGUCUCUGUGUUUAAUUUCUUCAGAUGCUACCUAUGCAUUUAAUACCACAGCUACAAAUGAAUUAGAUACUCAAGAAAUAGGUAAAUAUCAAAUGUCCCUGUAAACUUUCUGUUUGUCGUUAUAUUUGUAUAUUGCCCAUUCUUCAUAUCAUACUAUCUUUGACGUCAUAAAGU
This is a messenger RNA of Ostrea edulis (European flat oyster), 1203 nucleotides long. RefSeq lists its product as uncharacterized. Lineage: Eukaryota; Metazoa; Mollusca; Bivalvia; Ostreida; Ostreidae. The coding region runs from base 670 to 1044 and encodes 124 amino acids. The record is from RefSeq and is a predicted model, not a curated record. The transcript has 3 exons.